Trichoderma aggressivum f. europaeum is the source of this 1443-nucleotide messenger RNA. RefSeq lists its product as uncharacterized. Gene Ontology annotation, molecular function: aldehyde dehydrogenase (NAD+) activity. The record is from RefSeq and is a predicted model, not a curated record. NCBI's taxonomy places the organism in Eukaryota, Fungi, Ascomycota, Sordariomycetes, Hypocreales, Hypocreaceae. The coding region runs from base 1 to 1443 and encodes 480 amino acids. The transcript has a single exon.
AUGAGUCUUGGAAACAUUGAGACACGUCUUCACAUUAAUGGGGAAUGGAUUCCUGGAAAAUCCGGCAGGACAUUCCCAGUGUUUAACCCCACAACUGAGGAAAAGAUCGUCGAUGUCCACGAAGCAGACGAGCGCGAUGUAGAUCUAGCAGUCCAAGCAGCCGCGGCUGCGUUCACGGCAUGGAGAGACCUGUCUGUGUUUGAGAGAAUAUCAAAGUGCCUCAAGUUGGCUGAACUCAUUGACCGGGACAAGAAUGAGAUUGCGCAGCUAGAAGCAUCAAACAUGGGAAUACCGAUAUCAUCCUAUUUGCCAUGCAUAUCCGGCGCCAUCGACGGUAUCAAACAUGCGACUGGUUUAGCACACGAUAUCCACGGAGAAACAAGCUUGAACACUCCGGGGUUUGUGACCUUUACUCUACGACAGCCCUUUGGCGUUUGUGCAGCCAUUAUUCCUUGGAACGUGCCCAUCGUUAUGUGGUGCGGUAAGGUGAUUCCGUGCGUGGUGGCAGGAAACACCAUUGUGUUGAAGUCUUCAGAGAAAGCACCUUUGACAUCCCUGAAGUUCGCAGCCCUAGCAGCCGAAGCUGGCUUCCCUCCAGGUGUCGUCAAUGUGCUGUCUGGGUUUGGUCAUACGGCCGGGCAUGCAUUGUCAAGCCACAUGCAGAUUCGCAAGAUCUCCUUCACAGGUUCGACUCGCGCGGCGAAAAUGGUCAUGGAGGCGGCCGUAAAGAGUAACAUGAAGAGAGUCUGUGUCGAAACCGGAGGCAAGAAUCCAGCCGUCAUUUUCGACGAUGCAGAUUUAGAAAAGGCCGCCGAGUCUGUCGCAGCCAGCAUCAAGUUCAACUCUGGACAGAUAUGCGUUUCAAACUCGCGGAUAUAUGUUCAAAGAGGAGUAUUCACCAAGUUUGUGGACACUUUUAAGCCUAAAUUUCUGGAUAUCACUGUGGGCGACCCGUCUCUUGAAUCGACAAACUUCGGUCCACAAGUAGAUAAGGCACAGUUUGACAAUAUUCUCACACUUAUUGAUGAGGCAAAGCACGACGGUGCUUCCUUAAUCUCAGGAGGUUGUCGAGCCAAGGAUAAAGGCUAUUAUAUCCAGCCUACGAUCUUCGUUCAAGUUCCAAAAAGUGCGAACAUUCUGAAAACGGAAGUCUUUGGGCCAGUUGUUGCCAUCCAGCAGUUUGACACGGAAGACGAAGUGAUAGCGGAGUGUAACGACACGCAGUAUGGUCUCCAUGGUACCGUGUUCACACGAGACGUGUCGCGGGCGUUUCGGCUAGUGAAGGCCUUUGAGGCGGGUAUGAUCACGGUGAACUGCAGCAGUGAAGCGGGUCCGUAUGACCUGCCCUUUGGUGGCUGGAAAGAGUCCGGCACUGGCAGAGAGAACGGUCGCAUGGGGCUGGAAUCGUAUUAUGAAGUAAAGUCGGUGACUCUAAGGCUUUAG